UAUUAGGGUGCCCUCUUUUGCAAGUUUGCUAAUUAAAUAUAUCUCGUGUUUGUACUUCAUUUGUGUUUUUGUCAUUUACAGAGAGUAUGUGAUGCCUUUGACUCUAUAACCCAUAGCAAAAUACAUAUUACUGAUCAGCUAGUUGAAUCUGUUUCCACUUUUGGUCUAGGCCAUUUGGCCUAAGAAGUACCUAUCUCUUGUUUUUCUGCUCACAUCCGUCCUAUUUUAGAAAUAACUAAAUACCCAAACUGCCCAAUAGCUCUGUGUGCAAUUGUGGGACAGCCAGUUUUAGCCAAGUCCUAGUUCAAAUCCUAAAUGCCCAAAUGGUUCGCGGAACCUAAUUGGCCAGACACUAGUCUCUUUUAUUUCUCUUUACUUUUCUGUUUUCCGCUCAUUUUCUGCAUAUCUCCUUUGAAUGGAAGCUAUCCACGGAUGGCUUUUUCGGGCCCAAAUGAUCCAAGAGUGCGGAAAUUGACUCCAAGGAUGUUAAGGUUUUGAUGUCAAGAUCCAAAGUAUUCAGGAGUACUUUGAAACGAGGGGAGAGGACAUAAGUUUUACCAAUCAAAACAUACAUUGACCCCCAAGAAGUCAAAGUCCCAAUUUUGAUAAUUAAAUAUUGAUCUCAGUUCGCGAUCGGAUUACAAGGUAUACAAAUUGUUUUAAAUGAAAUUUUUGAGUCCAGAUGCUGCUUACCAUUGCUGUAUCAUUUGUUCGUGCUUGCACUUUACAUUGCCUUUGUAGCAUGUAUCUGUUACUACCGAGGUGCCUAGUUUGCAAUUGAGAUGCAUUUGGCUGGAUGCUCUUCUAACACAACUAUCUCAUACAUAUUCUCUUAUCAUUUACAGGGUAGGAGGAGAGGCAUUGGAGAGGGCAGACAGAGGCAGGGCAUUUUCUUUAAACAAUGUCUGAGGAGAUGCUAAUGCAUUUUUCUUCCAGCUCAAAUCAAUCAGACUCAUCAUUGCCUGUGAAACUUGCAAAACUGGAAGCUAGAAUGGCAGGCAAGGCGCCUUCUGCACCUGUGCAAGCUAACUGGCAAAAUCUACCUGCAAAGGCUGGGGCUGUUGAGGAGGUUGCAGUACCUUCAAGCUCCUCCACAGACACCGAUGAUGAUAUGGGUGGAGAAUUUUUGAUUCAAGCAAAUCCCCACAAGCGACAACGCUACAAUGACGGAGAGGAGACAUCCAUCUUUCACCAGGCCGAGGUGUUUGUCGAUGGAAAUAAGUCUUCUACUGACACUAUGGACCUUCAAACUAGCAAUCGAGAAGACACAAGCAAAAAAAGGGCUAGCCGGGGUAGAGGACGUGGUGCAGUAGCAAGAGGACGCAGCUCGAAGGUAAAUGAGGAAAGGCAAUCAUCAAUUUCUCCUUCUAGAGUGGGAUUAUUGAAUGGAAACAGUGAAAGCAUAUCACACAAGGUAGAAAGAUUUGUGCCAGAAGCAUCAAUGCAAUCAGGAAUGAGCCUAUCUGUAUCCCAGCAGGAGGUUCGACCAAAAAAUAACGAGCACAGUGACCAGAAUUGUUCACAGGGUGAGAUUGCAUCCCUGAGGACAAAGUCUGCUUUGCUGGAAGAAGAGCUGUGUAAAGUACGCCAUGAAGCUUCUGAUUACCAGAAAAUGUGCCAACAGCUAGAGAAGGAGCUGAAAGAAGUUAAAGAACAAGAACAGCAGAGACAGACAAAGCGAAUGAAGAUUUUGUCAGAUCUGUUGAUAUCGGUUGCUAAAGCAGAAAGAUUGGAAGCAAGGACAAAGGUUCGCCAGGAUUCUUUGAGGCUUGGUAAUGUUGGGGUUAUUAGAGCUGGAACAGUGAUUUCUGAGACUUGGGAGGAUGGGCAGGCACUCAAAGACAUUCAAGCUCAUUUGAGGUCCUUGCUGGAACAAAAGGAAUCUAUUGAAAGACACAGAAAAUCCCUGAAGAAGCGACAAACUGACAAGGUUGAAGGGAGUGAAAGUGAACCUGGAACGUCAGAGGAGGAGUUUUUGAUUCAGGAUGAACUAUGUAAGUCCCGUCUUCAGAGCAUCAAGCGGGAAGAGGAUGUGGCACUUAGAGAAAGGGACCGGUAUGAAUUGGAAAAGGGAAGGCAUAUACGUGAGAUAAAGCGUAUCAGAGAUGAAGAUGGUUCUCGUUUUAAUCAUUUCCCAAUUUUGAACCAACGUUAUGCACUGUUGAAUCUUCUAGGGAAGGGAGGUUUUAGUGAAGUGUACAAGGCAUAUGACUUGGUUGAGUAUAGAUAUGUAGCCUGUAAGCUUCAUGGGUUGAAUGCACAGUGGAGUGAGGAAAAGAAACAGAGUUAUAUUCGUCAUGCAAUUCGGGAAUACAACAUUCACAAAACUUUAGUUCAUCCUCACAUUGUGCGACUCUGGGAUAUAUUUGAGAUUGAUCACAAUACAUUCUGUACGGUAUUGGAGUAUUGCAGUGGGAAAGAUCUUGAUGCAAUUCUCAAGGUCACUCCUAUUCUACCAGAGAGGGAGGCACGGAGUAUAAUAGUUCAGAUUUUUUCUGGCCUUGUCUAUCUAAACAAAAGACCACAGAGGAUAAUUCAUUAUGAUUUGAAGCCUGGGAAUGUGCUCUUUGAUGAGGUCGGUGUUGCUAAAGUUACUGAUUUUGGCCUCAGUAAAAUAGUUGAAGAUGAUGUUGGUUCACAAGGAAUGGAACUUACUUCUCAGGGGGCUGGGACGUAUUGGUAUUUGCCACCUGAAUGUUUUGAGCUAAACAAGACACCACUCAUAUCAUCAAAGGUUGAUGUUUGGUCAGCUGGUAUUCUAUUGUAUCAGAUGGUUUUUGGAAGGCGACCCUUUGGCCAUGAUCAGACUCAAGAAAGAAUUCUCAGGGAAGAUACAAUUAUAAAAGCCCGUAAGGUGGAAUUUCCAGCACGUCCUGCUGCUUCAAAUGAGGCAAAGGAGCUUAUAAGGCGAUGUUUGACAUACAACCAAGUAGAGAGACCAGAUGUGCUUACCAUAGCUCAAGAUCCCUAUCUAUCUUAUGUCAAACGAAAGCCGUGAUUUGUAUCAUAGACCAAUCCUGCUCACAGAGUACAGCUUUCAAGUAAUGGUGUGGUGAGACGAUCAACUGCAUUUUGUUGACAGAUGAUUCUAGCUUAAAUUGUGUCACAAUUGUAUACAUCUUGAGGUGUUGCUGGGGCCAGGCCAUGCUUUCUUGUCAGCUAUCAGAAUACCGAUCUGUAUGGAUUGUAAAUUUGAAAUAUUUGAGGUGCAAUUUAUUUUCUGUUCUAUUUAAUUUUGUUCCAUUUUCUGAAGCCCAGAAGCUGCUUAUAAAUUUCUAACUGCUGACAUCAGAAUUUCUCCAAUACUGACAGCGACGUACUGAUAUGCAUUUGCGGUACUUCACCAUCUCAAACUUAGAAGAUUGCAUUAAAAAUUAAACAUCAAAAAAUAUAAAUGAAAGAAUUGUAAUGCUAUGUUGUGGUUUUAGGAUGUUUCGAUUUC
This is a messenger RNA of Cryptomeria japonica (Japanese cedar), 3442 nucleotides long. RefSeq names its product serine/threonine-protein kinase TOUSLED. Lineage: Eukaryota; Viridiplantae; Streptophyta; Pinopsida; Cupressales; Cupressaceae. The record is from RefSeq and is a predicted model, not a curated record. Gene Ontology annotation, molecular function: protein serine/threonine kinase activity; ATP binding. The coding region runs from base 902 to 2998 and encodes 698 amino acids. Gene Ontology annotation, cellular component: nucleus. Gene Ontology annotation, biological process: chromosome segregation; intracellular signal transduction; peptidyl-serine phosphorylation. The transcript has 18 exons.